GCCGUAGAAAAAGGAACCCUAAAAUGUAACUUUGCUGGAGUGGCUCUGGGAGACUCUUGGAUCUCUCCACUGGACUCUGUUAUGACCUGGGGUCCUUAUCUGUACACAUGGUGAUCCCUGCUAGAUGACUACGGCCUGCGGGAGGUGACCAGUGCAGCGGAGGCGGUGAAGCUGGCGGUGGAUCAGGGGCAGUACCUGAAGGCCACAGAGCUCUGGUCUGUCACUGAGAGUGUCGUGGAACAGGUCAGUGGUGUUGGUCAGUGGUGUGUUGUUGUUGUGAAUGCCAUGGUCAUUCAGCUCCCGUCUGAUUUCAGACACAAACGGAGUCAACUUCUACAACAUCUCACCCAGGAACCUGAUGAGAAGAUGUCCUCCUGCCUGGAGAAGGAUACCUCUCCCCUCCACCGCCAAUCACUGAGCCAGUUGAUGAACGGGCCAAUCAGGAAGAAGCUGGGAAUCAUCCCUCAGAACUACACCUGGGGAGGUCAGGCUGAGGCAGUGUUCAGCAGCAUGUCAGGUGACUUCAUGAAGCCAGUGGUGGACGUGGUGGAUCAGCUGUUGGAUGCUGGGGUCAACGUCACCGUCUACAACGGWCAGCUCGACCUCAUAGUGGACACCAUGGGUCAGGAGCAAUGGGUGAAGCAGCUGAAGUGGGUGGGGCUCCAGGGCUUCAACCAAAUGAAAUGGACUGCCCUCGAUGACCCCGCCUUCCCGGGUGUGACCGGCGCCUUCUACAAGACCUACAAGAACUUCUCCUUCUACUGGAUCCUCAAGGCUGGUCACAUGAUCCCCUCGGACCAGGGACCCAUGGCACUGCAGAUGCUGAAAAUGAUCACACAGCAGGACUGACACACACACACACUUAAUAACACACACACCACACCGCACACGCUAGAGCUCGACGAUAUGGAGACAAAGAAAUCCAGAUUGUGAUACGUUUCCUUUUUUCUUUUUCUUUUUGCAAUAUUGUUAAAUCGGCUAUCAGUUAUUUUGGGGGGAGGUGUGCCAAAGCUGGGCGACAUGGACACAAAGUCCUAUUGUGAUAAAACACACAUUUUAUAGUUACAUUUAUGGUUAGUUACUUUACAUUAGCCAAGAGAGUCUUCUGUAAGAUAAGAGCGUCUGCUAAAUGACACAUUUUUAAAUGUAAAUUAGCGGCAGGGCUCUAGACGUGUGUUUCCAGGGCCAGGUAAGACAACAGAGAUGGUAGACUAUGAUUCACAAAGUAAGAUAUUCCAUCCAACAUAUCCAGGGAAGGUUUGGUUGAUGUGCAACCUGUCAAAAGGAUCCAAAGAUCACAUUUAUUUUUGGCCUUUUCAGAGAAUUGGCUGACAUCUUUGUGCAUAUUGGCCUGUAGACGAUAUGAUUCACCACCUGAGGAAGGGGGACCUCAAAACACUAAACUAGAUUACUAACUGUAGACAUAUUGUUGCUAGGUAACCUUGUAGGCUAAUCUAACUAUAAAUAUGUUAU
Messenger RNA from Salvelinus sp. IW2-2015, 1473 nucleotides. Lineage: Eukaryota; Metazoa; Chordata; Actinopteri; Salmoniformes; Salmonidae. The record is from RefSeq and is a predicted model, not a curated record.